AUGCCGCCGAAAAAGGGAGGCAAGAAGAACAAGGAUGACGACUGGGGUGAUGAUGCUCUCGAGAAGAAACUGGCAGCAGUUAAAUUGAUGGAAGCUCAAGAGAAGGAAGACGCUGCAUGGGAUGAUGAAAGUGAUGAUGAACCAGCUCCACCACCACCACCAAAAGCUAACCGUGCGAAAGCAGCUUUCGCUAUGUUGAUGGAUGACGAUGACAACAGCGACAAAUCCGAAUCUGAACCUGAAGCUGAACCUUCUCCAGUUAAGAAGCCUGAGCCCAAAAAAGCAGAGCCCAAGAAAGAGAAGGCUGAAAAAACAGAAUCCAAAAACGAGAAGAAGAAGGGAAAGAAAGGAAAGAAGGGAAAUCAAGAAGAAGAGGAUGAGCUUGAUGCCAUUCUGGCUAAUCUCGAUAAGCCUGUUGAGAAAGAACCUACUGGAAAAGGUAAAAAGAAGGGUGCAAAAGCUGAACAAGCUCCAAAGGAAGAAAAUCUACCUCAAACUGGUGAGGUAGCAGCUGAGGAAUCUCAGCCUGCUCAAGCCGAAGCUGCAGAAGGAGAAGCUGCUGCUGAAGACGAAGGCAAAAAGAAAAAGAAGAAGAAGAAAGAUAAAAAGAAGGAUGGUUCGGAAGAAACUGAAGAACAGAAAGAAGCUACUCCGGUGAAUGAAGAGGGUGAUGAAGGAAAUGCUGGUGAAGAUGCUACAGGUGAAGAAGCUACUGGUGAUAAGAAAAAGAAGAAGAAGAAGAAGGACAAAAAAGAAAAGAAAGAAGGGGAGGAUAAGCCCAAGAAAAAGAGUCAUGUUGAUAUGAUCAAAGAGUUAUUGAGAGCCAAGAAGGAAGCCGAAGAGGCUGAAGCUCUACGUGUUCAACAAGAACAAGAUAGAAUCGACCAAUUGGAAAGAGAAAGAGAGGAGCAGGAGCGAAUUGCUAGAGAGAAACGAGAAGCUGACAAAGAGCGCAAGAGACUUGCCAUCCUGAAACAGAAAGAAGAAGGUGUCUACAAAACAGCUAAGGAAAAAGAAAAAGCUAAGAUCGCUGCAGCCAAAUUUGCUGCUGCUGGAAUUGAUAUUUCCACCAUUGGUCAUGGAGGGCCACCACCAAAGCCAAUCGUUUAUAUGGACAAGAGAACCAUGAAGAAACAGAAACAGAGAGAAGCUGCUAAGGCUGCUGCUGAAGAGAGUAAAGCCGAAGAAGCAAAGAACGAAGCAGACGAGAAAAAUGAUGCUUCUCAACAAGCUGAGGAACCUUUGGACGACUGGGAAAUGGCUGAUGUUGAAGACAUCAAGUCUGCUACACCCUCCGAAGCUGCUCCUGCUCCUAAAGAAUCUACUGUUAAGAAGGUUACUAAACAACCGUCUGCUGAAAAAGAGGAAUCUUCCGAAGAUGAUUCAAGCGAUGAUGAUUCUAGCAGUGAAGAAGAAUCUUCGAGUGAGGAUGAGGGACCUCGUGGAAAAGAAACCAAAGAACAAAUCAAAGAGCGAGUUAAAAAUAGACUGCAGAAACGUCGUGAGACUAAUGAAGCUAAGCGCAGUGUGGACAAGCUAAGAGCUCCUGUAAUUUGUGUCCUUGGUCAUGUAGAUACAGGAAAAACCAAAAUGUUGGACACAAUUCGUCGCACACAUGUACAAGAAGGAGAAGCUGGAGGAAUCACUCAACAGAUUGGAGCAACUCGUGUACCAGAUGAGGCGAUCAAGGAGAGAUGUAGAUUGAUAUCUGAUUUCAACGCGGACGCGAUGAAGCUACCUGGAUUCCUCAUUAUUGAUACACCUGGUCACGAAAGUUUCUCAAACCUCCGCUCUCGUGGUUCGUCUCUGUGUGACUUCGCCAUUCUUGUUGUUGAUUUGAUGCACGGAUUGGAAGCUCAGACUUUAGAGUCUCUAAAAAUGCUACUGAAAAGGGAAACCCCAUUUGUUAUAGCUUUGAACAAGAUUGAUCGUUUGUAUGGCUAUGAGUCCAACCCUAGGAAAGAUGUUUAUCAACAUCUUAAAUCUCAAACUCAUAACACUCAAAUGGAAUUCAAAGACAAGUGCAACCAAGUUAUUGCCCAGUUUGCGGAACAGGGAUUGAACGUUUGCUUGGGAACUGAGAAUUUGAAAGAUCCAGAUUACAUAAAGAUGGUUCCCACUUCUGCCAUGACAGGAGAUGGAAUAGGAAACUUGAUGUCUUUCAUUGUCAACAAGUGCCAGACUGAACACGCAGUCAAGCUUUCAUUCUGUGAGGAGCUGGAUGCUUCUGUUAUGGAGGUCAAAGUAAUCAGCGGAUUGGGUACUACAGCCGAUGUCAUUCUUGUUAACGGUUAUUUGAGAGCUGGAGAUAUAUUGGUUUUAACUGGGUUAGACGGAGCUAUCAUAACCCAAGUUAGGGACCUGUUAAUGCCUGAACCUCUGAAAGAGCUGAGAGUUAAGAAUGAAUAUGAACGAUACAAAGAAGUCAAAGGAGCUCAAGGAAUCAAACUGUUGGCUAGAGGUUUAGAGAAGGCAGUCGCCGGUUUGCCCAUCUUUGUUGCUCACAAUGAAGAUGAAGUUGACUUUUUGAAGGAGAAGGCUGAGUUACAGUUAAGUAAAGCUUUGACUUCAAUUAAGAAGAAAUCGGAAGGAGUAUACGUCAUGGCCAGUACUCUUGGUUCAUUGGAAGCUCUGCUUGAAUUCUUGAGAACACAGAAGAUUCCUUAUUCUAAUGUUAACAUUGGACCAGUACAUAGGAAGGACGUGCAGAAAGCAGCUGCCAUGAAAGAGCAUAAUUCAGAAUACGCUUGUAUUCUUGCGUUUGACGUUAAAGUAGAAAGAGACGCUCAGAUCUUUGCAGAUCAUGAGGGAGUGAAGAUCUUCCAAGCUGACAUCAUUUAUCAUCUUGAAGAUAGUUUCUUAAAAUACAAAGAAGACCUCCGGUUAGCAGCUAGAAAAGAAAAUGAGCACAAAGCAAUCUAUCCUUGCAAACUCAAAAUUCUACCACAACAUAUUUUCAAUGCCCGUAAUCCCAUUGUGUGCGGAGUAAACGUCGAAGCUGGACUACUCAAACGAGGAACUCCCAUUUGUGUUCCUAGCAAAGAUAGAAUCUACAUAGGAACCGUAUCUUCCAUCCAGCGUAAUCAUGAGGAAGUCCCAACUGCUAAGAAAGGAGAUGAGAUUUGUAUCAAGAUUGAUAAUACAACUGGAGAAGCUCCUAAACUGUACGGACGUCAUUUCAAUCAUGAAGAUAUUCUUGUUAGUAUGAUUACCCGUGACUCCAUAGAUGUCUGUAAGACAUAUUUCCGUGAUGACUUAGCACGGGAAGACUGGCAAUUAGUUGUUGAAUUGAAGAAGGUUUUGGAUAUAAUGUAA
Molecule: messenger RNA, 3315 nt
Organism: Auanema sp. JU1783
Lineage: Eukaryota; Metazoa; Nematoda; Chromadorea; Rhabditida; Rhabditidae
Source: the annotation of a GenBank genome assembly